AUGGCAAACUCCAAAUUUGAAUAUGUUCGGAGCUUCGAGCAACCAGACCAGUUACUGCCAAACACAUGGAUCGUGGUUCGUAUUGACGGACGAGCAUUCACAAAGGUGUGCGCAAAGUACGACUUUCAAAAACCCAACGACCGUAGAGCUUUAGAUCUCAUGAACGUAGCCGCCAUGGCCGUUGUUAAUGAUCUUCCCGAGAUUGUCGUAGCAUAUGGUGUCAGUGACGAGUAUAGGUGCAAAACUUGUUCUCCCCAGCUGGAUACGCACAAGCUAAUCAUCUCAGUUUCAUCCUUCACAAAUCCUGCGACUUGUUUGAGCGACGUGCAAGUUGGUCAGCACCAUCGUCUCUUCUUUCACGGCGAAUUACGUGUUUUCAUGGUCCACUUGCUUCCCCGAUACGCCACUAUCCUUCCCUCUACCUACGUUCGAUGGCCGGGCGGUCACAUAAACAAUUUGUAUAACACUGCAUUUUGGUCCCUGGUCCAGCUUGGUGGGCUUGACAACCAGAAUGCUGAGAAAACACUCGCCGGCACCUUAGCAGCAGACAAAAACGAGAUCCUUUUCUCCCGAUUCCACAUCAACUACAACAACGAACCGGAAAUAUAUAAGAAAGGCAGCGUCGUUUUUAGAGAUUAUGAAUUAGUCGACCCUGGGAGCCACUCAGUUGCUGCGGAGAUGGACGAUUUGGCAGAGCCUAUAACACAAUCAAAAACUCAGAUUGAGAAGGAUAAAAAGAGGAGAGCCAAGGCGCGGGUCGUGGUAAAGCACUUGGAUAUCAUCAAGGAUGACUUUUGGGAUAGGAGACCAUGGAUAUUAUCGAACAAGCCAGGUAAAGCCCCAAAGGAAACAUAG
This is a messenger RNA of Metarhizium album ARSEF 1941, 855 nucleotides long. RefSeq names its product tRNAHis guanylyltransferase. The transcript has 7 exons. Bases 1 to 855 code for a protein of 284 amino acids. Gene Ontology annotation, biological process: tRNA modification. Gene Ontology annotation, molecular function: magnesium ion binding; tRNA guanylyltransferase activity. Lineage: Eukaryota; Fungi; Ascomycota; Sordariomycetes; Hypocreales; Clavicipitaceae. The record is from RefSeq and is a predicted model, not a curated record.